This is a messenger RNA of Sorghum bicolor (sorghum), 2656 nucleotides long. RefSeq names its product DEAD-box ATP-dependent RNA helicase 52C. Gene Ontology annotation, molecular function: RNA binding; ATP binding; RNA helicase activity. Gene Ontology annotation, cellular component: nucleus. The coding region runs from base 156 to 2033 and encodes 625 amino acids. The record is from RefSeq and is a predicted model, not a curated record. The transcript is spliced from 6 exons. NCBI's taxonomy places the organism in Eukaryota, Viridiplantae, Streptophyta, Magnoliopsida, Poales, Poaceae.
GCAAAAUUUCGCAAGGUUACAACUGUCCCCUCCUCCCGUCCACCCACCCACCCAGAAAGAAAGGGAAAAAAAAAGUUCACACCCAAAUCCCCCUUCCCCCGAUUCGAUUUCCUCCUUCCCCUCCGCCGCCGCCGCCGCUGCGCAGAUCCGCCGCCAUGGCGUCCUCCCGCACCUCCUGGGCCGACGUCGCCGACGCCGAGCCCGCCCCACCUCCACCCGUCACCGCCCCCGCCCCCGCCGCCGCAUCCAACGGCCCCGCCCCGCGGUCCUCCUACGUCCCGCCCCACCUCCGCAACCGCCCGGCCUCCUCCACCCCCGCCGCCUCCGCCCCGCCUCCCCGCUCCACGGCCGGCCUCCUCUCCCGCCCCGGCGCCGGCAGCAGCUUCGGCGCCUCCGCCACCGGCGGCAGCUUCGGUGCCGGCCGUUCCCGCGGCGGGCGGUCGUGGGACCGGGAGCCGGACCCGUUCGCGGACUCCGACCCGGCCCCGGCCCCCUCCUCCGCCACCGACGGCACCCCGUUCGAGGAGCACCAGAACACGGGGAUCAACUUCGACGCGUACGAGGACAUCCCCGUCGAGACCUCCGGCCGCGAGGUCCCUGCCCCCGUCUCGACGUUCGCCGAGAUCGACCUCGGCGAGGCGCUCAACGACAACAUCCGGCGGUGCAAGUACGUGCGCCCCACGCCCGUGCAGCGCCACGCCAUCCCGAUCUCGCUGGCCGGGCGGGACCUCAUGGCCUGCGCGCAGACCGGGUCCGGGAAGACGGCCGCGUUCUGCUUCCCCAUCAUUAGUGGCAUCAUGAAGGGACCGCCGUCUGCUGGAGGUGGGAGGCAAAGGGGUGGCGGGAUGGGGAUGAGGACCGCUUAUCCGUCCGCGCUCAUACUCUCGCCUACUAGAGAGCUCUCCAUGCAGAUUCAUGAAGAGGCGAGGAAGUUUUCGUAUCAGACUGGUGUUAGGGUAGUUGUUGCUUAUGGAGGAGCGCCAAUUACUCAGCAGCUAAGAGAACUUGAGAGGGGUGUUGACAUUCUUGUGGCUACCCCUGGCCGAUUGGUUGAUUUGUUGGAAAGGGCAAGAGUAUCUUUGCAGUCAAUUAGAUACCUUGCUCUUGAUGAGGCAGAUAGAAUGCUUGAUAUGGGUUUUGAACCACAAGUUAGAAGAAUUGUUGAGCAAAUGGACAUGCCACUUCCAGGUGUAAGGCAGACAAUGCUGUUUAGUGCGACGUUCCCAAAAGAGAUCCAGAAAAUGGCAUCAGAUUUCCUGGAUAACUACAUCUUCCUGGCUGUUGGAAGAGUUGGGUCAAGUACCGAUUUGAUUGCCCAGAGAGUUGAGUUUGUGCAGGAGGCAGAUAAGAGAAGCCACCUGAUGGAUCUUCUUCAUGCACAAAGAGAUACAGGAAAGCCAACUCUCACGCUUGUCUUUGUGGAAACCAAGAGGGGUGCUGAUUCAUUGGAAAGCUGGUUGUGCAUGAAUGGGUUUCCAGCUACUUCUAUUCAUGGAGAUAGAAACCAGCAGGAAAGAGAAUAUGCUUUGAGAUCCUUCAAGAGUGGGCAAACUCCUAUUUUAGUUGCAACCGAUGUGGCAGCUCGGGGCCUCGACAUUCCUCUUGUUGCUCAUGUUGUGAACUUCGAUCUCCCUAAUGAUAUUGAUGACUACGUACACAGGAUUGGAAGAACUGGAAGAGCCGGGAAGAGUGGGCUUGCAACUGCCUUCUUCAAUGAUAAUAACUCAUCACUGGCAAGAUCUCUUGCUGACCUAAUGCAAGAAUCUAACCAAGAAGUACCUGCAUGGCUCUUACGCUAUGCAGCUCGUCCUUCUUAUGGUGGUGGUGGUGGUGGGAGGAACCGGCGAUCAGGUGGAGGGAGCCGCUUUGGUGGCCGUGACUUCCGCAAUGAUUCUUCCUCAUUUGGCAAGGGGGGAUCUCGAGGUGGUGGUGACUACUAUGGUGGAGGCAGCAGUGGUGGUUACGGUGGUGGCUCCUCAUAUGGAGGUGGUGGAUACGGUGGUGGAGCUGGGGCUCCGAGUUCCUGGGAUUAAUGUUAUAGUUGCUCCCUAGUAGGGUCUGCCAACUUUAGGUCACCUUUUACUCUAGUUUCAUUUAGGUAUACAUUUUUGGUAGGAGCUGUUUUACAGCAACAGUACAAGGUGAAUGUGGUCAUCCCCUUUUUUCUUCUGGUUACUACUGGCUGCAGUCUUAUCUUGCAGAUGUCCGUUACGGAGAGCGUUCUUGAGGACAUUCAAGCACACGAGAUUCCUAGUUAGGUGAAAUUCCUUGGUAGGGAUAGUAGCUAGGCUGACAUGUAGUGCUUGGUGUGAAAUUUCUGCCUUUGCUUUUUUGUUCCUUUGUCAGUGUCGGAAUUUUGGUGGUCGGUUGUAAAGCUUGUGUUGAGGGGGCUUUUACGGCUUGAUUUUUGUCCUGGAUUCAGAGUUUUGACACCCGGAGGUUGAAGAAGCGGUAGGAUGAUGAUGAUAGUCCUUAGAUCCCUGUUGUAAUGUACAUACUGCGAGUUGAGGCUGGAUAGAAUAAAUUAUGUUGGCUUGUUUAGAGGAAGAAGGGGGAAGUUGUGUGUGAUGGUUUCUUUAGAGAAGAUUCCUGUUAAGUGUGUACUGCGAAUUUGUUUUGGAUGGAGUCAAAACUGAUAUUAUCAAUGUCAUCCAAA